Phytophthora infestans T30-4 is the source of this 4503-nucleotide messenger RNA. Its product is annotated as DNA2-like helicase. Gene Ontology annotation, molecular function: single-stranded DNA helicase activity; 5'-flap endonuclease activity. The transcript is spliced from 5 exons. Gene Ontology annotation, cellular component: cytoplasm. Bases 1 to 4503 code for a protein of 1500 amino acids. Gene Ontology annotation, biological process: replication fork reversal. NCBI's taxonomy places the organism in Eukaryota, Oomycota, Peronosporomycetes, Peronosporales, Peronosporaceae. The record is from RefSeq and is a predicted model, not a curated record.
AUGGACGCGGCACGCACUCCGAAGCGCAAGCGGCGGCGCCUGGAGCCGGGCGCGUCCCGACGUGGCCGCAAGAAGGCUUCAUCUUCUUCGUCCUCUGCGAAUCAAACGCCUGGGUCGGGUGGCAACGAGUCUAAAAUUGUGUGGAAGGACUCGCCAGCGGACAAGCAGAUCAAAGUGUCAGGAACCGGCAAAAUGGCCGUCCGAAGGGAGAUGCAGGGCUUCGUGGGGCGGCUAGCACGUGCAAGUCAACAGUCUCCUUCCCCUACCAGCGAAGAGGAGAAGAAACCGAGUCGAGAGCGGGUCCACACGCGUCGAAAGGCAGCGCAGCAAGAAGAGGAGAAAGCUGCUUCGAGGCACUUGAUGUUCAGUCCUCCAGAGAGAGGAACCACAGGUCAGAGGACGCCGAAUACAGCCAGGAGGAGACGAUCCACCGAGAGAGGAGACUCCCAAGACGAGCUUUUCAAUGUACUGGACCAGAUGGAGCAGAAAUAUGCCAGUCCCGACGUCGCAUUGCCUCUAACAGGCUCCAGAGCAAUUCCUUCUAGGAAAUCACAGCAGUAUCAACAGCAUCCUUCGUUGCCUCCAUCUACAGCAGCUUCUGCUUCGACAGACGACGUGAACAUGACACCAACUCCAGAUGCAUCGACCGGGACGCAAUCGCCACGUUCCCUUCGGACGCAGGAAGAAGGGAAAACACAGGAAAGGGCUCGGAACCAGGAGGUUGUCAAGGCUUUAGAGGCAAUCAGGGAACAAGAAGCACCCAAGACACCGGAGAAGCCGCCAGUGGCUGAAGUGGACCCUUUUGACGACCUGACGGACGAGUCCUGGGCGCUACUGGACCAGCUGGCGAGUCAGCGAGCCCCCGCCGAAGCUAGUAGUCAAGCUCCGUCGCAGUCGCAGACGGAGAUCGUAUCGCCACAGAACCUCGCGUUGACCCCUCGGCCCAUGCCUUCAGCAGUCCAAAAUGACACGAACAAACCUCCUCCUGUGGCCCCAGCUCACGAUCCAGCGUCAGUGGUGCGACCAAUGCAUGUCACUGGGGCAGCUGGGCAGCUAGACGCACCCGAAAGCUUCAAGCGCUUUUUGGUGCUAGAAGUGGACCGCGACGUUGUUAACCGCUCGCUCCUUUUGCGCCUGUUAGAUGACCAAGAUGCACAGCUGGAGGCUAAGCUGAGCGACGACUGGUAUGAUGUGCUUGUUGAAGCGGGCGACUCCAUCAACAUUGUGUUUACUGAGCAGGACAGAGAGGGAUUCUUCACGCACGAUGACGAGACGCCAGCGAGCCGACAGCAGUCGCGGAUACUCGUGGAUAAUGCACACAACGUCGUGGUAGUGCACCCUGAUAUUCUGGUAUCGCCCACCAGGGUGACAACAAGUUUUGGUUGCUUGCGACGAGCUGUCCUCCAGGAAACUCUAGCUGUCAACCGUCCAACGAGCAAGAAGGCUUUUCUGGGUACUUUAAAGCAUGACCUCUUCGAGCGCGCACUUCUCGAUGGCUUGAACGAUUCCGUGGCUCUCCUCGAAGAAGCCAAGCGCAUCGUGGAUUUCAACAUUUUAGGUUUGGUGGAGUGCGGAUUAAAUGAAGAAGAAGCGCUCUUUGAGCUUCAACGGGUGGUCGAAGAUUACCGAUUGUGGGUAAACGCAGCUGUGAUGGGAUCUGGAACGCCCUUGAACGACGUUCCACCCAAGGCCGGAUCGAAAGCGCACGUGAGUCGCAUUCUAUCCACGGAAGAAAUGAUGUGGUCGAUUAAAUGGGGACUGAAAGGCGCCACGGAUGCCUCUGUGGAGGGAACGAUCAUCGAUCCAGGGCGUGGAAAUACUGGACCCGCAGGAAGCGUAGUGCUGCCUCUUGAGCUCAAAACAGGGAGCAAACAGUAUGCCGGCGUCGAGCACCAAGGUCAAGUGAUCCUGUACACGCUGCUGCUUAACGAACGCUACCGACAACGUUGUCAGGAUGGACUUCUCAUCUAUGUUCCCCCCAUUGAGACCAAUCGUAUCGCAGCCAUGGCGACUCACGUUCGUGGACUCAUCAUGACCCGCAAUAACUUCGCAAGUGCUAUUGCUAAAGUGAAGGCGAUCGGAGGCUCCACAUCCGCCCAGGUAUUUCCACCGAUGAUACGCAACCGCAGAGAUUGCGAGCGCUGUUUUCAGGUGGACGAAUGCGUUUUGCACCACGCAGCCACAGAGAAUGGUACGGAGGACUCGAGUGGUCUUGACGAGUUAUUCACUCUGAUGACGAAGCAUCUUGGGGAGGCAGAUUUAACUUAUUUCAAGCAGUGGAAUCGUCUUAUUGAUCUGGAACAGCAGCAUGCCGAGAAGAAUCUUCGUGCUCUGUGGCUUCAGGUUGGGUGGAAACGCGAGCAAGCACAGGAGGGCAGUACCUGCAUUGCAAGUCUCAAGAUGGUAUCUGACGCGCCUGCGAUGUCCGAGUCUGGAGCGAAAAGGACUCUGCGUUUCGUCCGCGAUCGGCGGCAGCGAAGAGACAAUGGCGAGAGCGGGGUUAUCACCCAGCCAACGUCGUUUGCAGACGUGCGAUUCCGAGUGGAUGAACGCGUCAUUUUGUCGGCAGAGUCGCUUGACGGAAAGAAUUUGCUGGUUCACGUGUCUCGUGCUACUGUCCGCAAGAUUGAGCACGGACUGAUCACGAUCAAGUCAUGGCAAGGCAUCCCGUCGAUCGUGAAAAGUGGUCAGUCUGUUGUUGGCAAAGACUACACGUGGAGACUGGACAAAGACGCCAUCAUGAGUGGCUUACGACGCGCGAAAGAAAACCUCGUGCAACUAUUUAUUGGACCUCCGCCGGAGGUGAUUUCACAGGGAACAGUCAUAGCAAACCGACCAGAAUUACAGCGAUGUCGAGAUUGUGCCAAGGACGAUCGUGACGACACUGUGGCAGCGCAGGGCCAAUCUUUGCUUGAUGCGUUCUUCGAGCUGAACAUUGAUCAGCAGCGAGCUGUCCAACGUGUACUGAGCUCUCUCGACUACGCGUUGGUGCUAGGAAUGCCUGGAACAGGCAAAACCGCGACGAUCGCGUACACCGUUCGGGUGCUGCUAUUUCUUGGGUUUUCUGUACUGGUGACGAGCUAUACUCACUCAGCUGUGGACAAUCUUCUGCUCAAGUUGCUGGCUUACAAGACCCCCAUGCUUCGUAUCGGCAACACCGCUCAGGUACAUCCUAUGAUUUCUGACUUCACUCUCGAUCGACAAGCAGGGCGAGAAGGAAUUUUUAGCGUCCGAGCCAUGGAAGCCAAGAUGGUUCGUGCGCAGUUGGUGGGGUGCACGUGUCUGAGUGUGAAUAGCCACGUGCUCUUUACAAAGCGGCGAUUCGACUUCUGUAUCGUCGAUGAGGCCACUCAAAUCACGCAGCCCAUUGUCCUGAGCGCUCUGCGUUGCGCCGAUACGUUUGUACUCGUGGGAGAUCAUUACCAACUCCCACCACUCGUGGCAAACGCCCAGGCUCGUAAAGAAGGCAUGGAUGUGAGUUUAUUCCGACGGCUGGCUGAGGCCCAUCCAGAAGCCACACAGCAACUGUCUUAUCAGUAUCGAAUGAACAGACACAUCAUGCUGUUAGCGAAUCGACUGGUAUAUGGCGACAAACUAAAGUGCGGGUCGUUUAAGGUUGCUUCGAACCACCUGAAGCCUAGAUGGCAGCGACAAGACACUAUCGGACAGAAAUUACGGUGGCCUAUGCGAGUUCUGACCAAUAACCAAGGCGUUACGUUCUUGGAUACGGACUCGAUGGGUGAAGCCACAACAGAGAGCUCAAGUAUUGCGCAGGUAGGAGCGAUCAGCGGUCGUCGACGCAUGGAAAACGUUGUAGAAGCGCAGGUUAUAGCUGGACUGGUGGAACUUCUCGUGUUGGGGUCAGUUUCUCCUGACGAGAUCGCGGUUAUCUCUCCUUUUCGCUCUCAAGUCGCCUUGAUUCACCAACAUCUGACUGCCAUCGGUGCACUCCGUCGAGCUGGUGGGUCCGACUGGAUUCAUUCCAUUGAAGUGAGCACCAUCGACAAGUACCAGGGCAAGGACAAAGGUGUGAUUCUGGUCUCUUUUGUUCGAUGCAACGAAGAGAAACACGUGGGCGAGCUGCUUACAGAUUGGCGUCGUAUUAACGUGGCUCUAACACGCGCCAAGCAGAAACUGAUUCUGGUUGGGUCUGAGUCAACACUCAGUGGCGGUGGUGCUCUGUUUCAUGUCCUGUUGAAUGUCAUUAAGGACCAGCAGUGGGGAUUCAAGUUGCCGAGCGACGCUAUUGCAACUCUUCGACAGCUUGCAGCUAGUGUGGCCGCUCCCAUUGAACCUGACCCCGAACAAGGCACCACACCAGGACCAAGAGUGAGCCGAACAACGGACAAUGUGAAAGUCUCAAUCCUCCAGCGCUCUGCUAGUGGAAACGGUGACAUUGAAUCGCUCGUCCCCAACGUAACGAGUGUUCCUUUGCGCCCUCGUCAUGGAGCACGCCCGUCGCAGAUAAAGCCUAUAUCGCGUGACAUAUUUGGAGAGAUGUGA